Messenger RNA from Henningerozyma blattae CBS 6284, 1386 nucleotides. It is a transcript of the gene PFS2, whose product is annotated as cleavage polyadenylation factor subunit PFS2. Lineage: Eukaryota; Fungi; Ascomycota; Saccharomycetes; Saccharomycetales; Saccharomycetaceae. Gene Ontology annotation, molecular function: protein binding. The record is from RefSeq and is a predicted model, not a curated record. Gene Ontology annotation, cellular component: mRNA cleavage and polyadenylation specificity factor complex. The transcript has a single exon. The coding region runs from base 1 to 1386 and encodes 461 amino acids.
AUGGACUUUAAUUAUAACCAAGACCCAAAUGCAGUUAAGAAAUAUUCUCUGCAGCGUCGAACUGUUGAUAUAAGUUCCCCAAGCUGUCGAGCCCACCUUUGGAUGCGCCAAGGGCUAGCUACUCCUACAAUUCAAUCAGAAAGUUCGUAUGUAACAAACAUUUUACCACCAAACCACUAUAUUCAUGGUAAUGGCAGAGCUAUUAAUAUAGCGAAUAAAUUUACUCAUUUAAGCUCAAAUAAAGUUAAGCAUGUGAUACCUGCAAUAACCUGGACACCUGAAGGAAGAAGAUUGGUUGUAGCAACAUACAACGGUGAGAUUUCAUUAUGGAAUGGGACAUCGUUUAACUUUGAAAGUAUCAUGCAGGCACAUGAUACUGCAAUUUCUACAAUGGUUUAUUCACAUGCAGGGGACUGGUUAAUUAGUGGUGAUUCUAGCGGUACAAUCAAAAUAUGGCAGCCAAAUUUUAACAUGGUUAAAGAAAUUGAUAAUUCACACACAGAAUGUUUAAGAGAUAUUUCCUUUAGUAAUACAGACUCAAAAUUUGUAACAUGUUCAGACGAUAAUAUUUUAAAAAUUUGGAAUUUCAGUAAUGGUAAACAAGAACGAAUUCUGACAGGUCACCAUUGGGAUGUUAAAAGUUGCGAUUGGCAUCCAGAAAUGGGCUUAAUAGUAUCUGGUUCAAAAGAUAAUUUAGUAAAAUUUUGGGAUCCCAGAUCAGGACAGUGUGUAUCAACUAUUUUAAAUUUUAAACAUACUGUUCUGAGGACUAGAUUUCAACCUACAAGAGGGAAUUAUUUGCUUGGUAUAUCUAAGGAUAAAUCAUGCCGUGUGUUUGAUAUAAGGAACCAUACGAAAGAAUUACUCACAGUUCGUGAUGAGGUGGACUUUAUGACUCUGUCAUGGCACCCAAUAAAUGAAUCAGUUUUUACAUUAGCAAAUUACGAUGGUUCAAUAAAACAUUUUGAUAUAUUAGAAGAUUUAGAGAAACCAAUUCACACAAUACCAUUUGCACACGAAAAAUGUAUUACUGCUAUGUCAUAUAACCCAAUUGGCCACAUCCUAGCAAGUGCAUCAAAAGAUAGAACGAUCAGAUUUUGGACCAGAUCCAAACCAAUUGAUCCAAAUGGAUUCGAUGACCCAACUUAUAAUAAUCAUAAAAUUAAUGGGUGGUUCUAUGGGAUUAACAAUAAUAUAAAUGCUGUUCGAGAAAAAACUGAAUUUGGUGCUGCUCCUCCUCCUGCAGAAGGGGCUGACGCUAUACCUUCAACAAGUACAGCCAACGCAGCUUCAGGUAGUACAGGUGCUACUUCCUCACCUUCAUUUAAUCUUCCUGGGUUAGAUUUGAAAUCAAAUACUUCGUCACUACCUGGUUUAGGUAUAUAA